GAUCCAUCGCCCAUGGCGGAGUUUGUGGACCACUACUCGGUGCUGGGCCUGCCGUCGGGCGAGGAGGGGGCGAAGCUAACCCUAGGCGAGAUCAAGAAGGCCUUCCGCGCGCAGUCCCUCUCGCGCCACCCUGACAAGCGCCCCGCCGACCCCGCCGCCACCGCCGACUUCCAGCGCCUCCUUGCCUCCUACGACGCCCUCCGCCACCCCUCCACCCGCCGCCUCCUCGACGCCCGCCUCCGCCUCCGCUGCCGCCGCCGCAAGCGGGAUUCCGCGAGCAUGCGGGAUUCGCUCGCCGCGAUUCUCCGGCGGUGGCGCGCCGAGUCCGCGAAGCGCAGGGCCGAGUCCGAAGCGUGCUGGGCCGAGCUCAGGAAGUGCACGGACGAGCGCGAGGCCGAGGCGGAACGGCGCAUGGCCAAGCGCGAGGCCUCGUGCGAAGCCCUGGCUCGGAAAUAUCCUUUCCUCAAGGACCUGGUCCCUCAGUGUUUGGAGCGGUGGCGCGCCGAGUCCGAAAGACGCAGGGCCGAGUUCAGGAAGAGCGUGGACGAGCGCGAGGCCGAGUGGCGAAGGCACUGGGCCGAGUUCGAGGCCUUGUACAGAGGCUUUGUUCCGAAUCAUUCUUAG
Molecule: messenger RNA, 624 nt
Organism: Ananas comosus (pineapple)
Lineage: Eukaryota; Viridiplantae; Streptophyta; Magnoliopsida; Poales; Bromeliaceae
Product: pre-mRNA-splicing factor cwf23-like
Exons: 1
Coding region: 13-624 (203 amino acids)
Source: RefSeq, a predicted model, not a curated record